Molecule: messenger RNA, 3377 nt
Organism: Hemicordylus capensis (graceful crag lizard)
Lineage: Eukaryota; Metazoa; Chordata; Lepidosauria; Squamata; Cordylidae
Exons: 2
Coding region: 94-1443 (449 amino acids)
Biological process (GO): DNA integration; DNA recombination
Molecular function (GO): DNA binding
Source: RefSeq, a predicted model, not a curated record
UUACAGCGAUCUCACCCCCCCCCCUUUUUGUGUGUGUGUGUGCUGGGCAUCAGUGCCAGCCUCUUUAAGGGAUUCGGCAAGGCCUGCUAAGUCAUGCCAACAAGGAAAGGGCCCGGCAAGGAGAAGGGAAAGGGAAAGGCCCCGGCCCCUAAGCGGCCUCCAGCACGGCCCAGGGAGCCCGACCCCUCCUCUGGAUCAGAGGAUGAAGGGCAGCUGAUAAUGGCGAGGAUCUUGUCUCGCUUAGAUGCGUUGGAGUCCAGGAAAAAAGCCAAUCGAGGGGAGGGGUCCAAGGCGGUUGGAAAGCAGGGGGCAAAGAAAGCAGGGAACCAACCUAAUAAGCAGCUGCAACUUUUACAGUCCAUUGAGGCGAGGCUGGACGCGCUGGAGAGUGGUGAAGGGGAGGCAACUGGAUCAACAGAGAAUGCCAGCCGGAACACCUUGGAUGCAGAUGUUGGGUCCUUUGGAGGAGCGCUUCCGAACUCUCGCCCCAGCAGCCAGGGAGCUUCCCGAAGUUUUUCCACCCCAUCUAUGGAACCUUGGAUUCUAGAGGCAGAGGAGGCCAUUCGCCUAUCCCUAGCACCUAGCACAAGAGCGCGCUAUGCGUCAGCUGUCCGUGAGUUUCAUGCAUUUAGAGUUGACACAGGGCUGAAGGACCUAUGGCCCAUCCCGGUUGAGCACAUAAUGCGCUAUAGCACACAUUUACAUGGGAAGGGCUUGGCCGUGGGGUCCAUUGGGGGUAGGUUGGCAGCACUGGCUUUCCAGGCAAAAAUGAAGGGGUUUGUGGACAACACGGCUGACUUCCGGGUGCGCAGGAUGCUCGAGGGAUGGGCGCGAGAACACCCCUCUCAACCAGAUACAAGGGUCCCUCUGGCACCAACAACACUGCAACAGGUGCUCCCAUUUUUUAACGAUAUUUGUUUUUCCAACUUCGAGGUACGGUUGCUCAGGGCUUCCUGCCUUGUGGCCUUCUUUGGUGCGUUGCGAAUCAGUGAGCUGGUCGCCUCUUCCAGGUCUGAUACAUCAGCGCGGGCCCUGCAGUGUGGGGAUGCCCGGGUGGGGAGGGAUAAGGUGGUGUUGCGCCUGAGGUGGUCUAAAACCGACCAGAAGGGCAAGGGAGCCACUAUCACCCUGGCAGAGGGGACUGAUAAGAGCCUGUGCCCAGUGAGGGCCAUGAGGGAUUACAUGGCCUUGCGUGGGGAGGGAGAAGGCCAGUUGUUCCGUCAUGCGGACGGUACACCCUUGACGCGAUUCCAGUUCUGGGCCCUGGUUAAAGAGGCUUUGAGGAGAGCAGGCCUGGACCCGCGGGUUUAUGGGACCCACUCCUUUCGGAUAGGGGCAGCAUCUUCGGCGGCGGCGGUGGGGCUGCCGGAAAACCGGAUCCAGGACCUGGGGAGGUGGCGUUCAUCCGCAUGUCGCCGCUACAUACGCCCACUGCCAAAGUGACGGCCCACGGAAGUAACAUCCAAUUUUGUCUUACAGACGGUCAAGCGCUUCCCUUCCCUUUGCGGAUACUCAUCUACGGGCACAGCUAUGUGUUCUGGGCUGGUCGGCGAGCUCGGCAGACCAGCUUGGGUACCCAGUUGGGCCUGGCAGGAGCGGCCGAAGUGGAGUGGAUGGGGCGCCGAGGAAUGCUGUGGAACCUUUUCCUUCCACUUCUAGAUGAGUACAUCGCAGCAAAGGGGGCACCGCACAUCUUGGUUGUACACCUGGGAGGCAACGACUUGGGUUUGUUGCAAGGCAGGGCCCUGAGCCUGCAGGCAAUCAGGGAUUUUCAGGACCUGGCGGCCCGGUGGCCUGAGAUGCGGUUGGUCUGGUCUAACCUACUCCCACGGACAUGCUGGAGGGGCCAAGGGGGCCCCCUGUGCUUCAAUAGGGCACGUAAAAAAGUCAAUAAGGCAGUUGGAAGAUCUAUCACCGCCUUAGGGGGGGCAGUAAUACAGCACCCUGACAUACGAGUACAGGAUGCGGCCCUGUAUAGAGGGGAUGGAGUGCAUCUCUCUGACCAGGGGAAUGAGGUGUUCCUCCGGGACUUGCAACGUGGUCUCCAAGAGGUGAUAGCGGGGUGGGGGAAGCGGGGCUAAACAGAGGUUUGCCCCACUUCUGUGGCAGGAGAGUGCGGGUGUUGGGUAGGCAGAUUCAGGGAUCGGUGCUUGGCUGGAGGGCCAGUUGGGUGAGGGGGGGUCAAGGAACAGCCUUUCAGGGCUUUGACGGCCCGUAAGGUUGGGAAUGGCCCCCACUCGGGGGGUGGGCGCGACUCACCGGCUCAGAGCUUUGACGGCUUGGGUUGAGGGUGUGUCGGACCACCCCCCCCUCGGCGGGGUGGAGCCCCGCGGUGAGAGGAGGCCAGGACUUAGAGCCUGGCCAAAUCAGGACCCGGCCCUUCGCCCUGGCGUGGGGUGCUCUUCACUAGGAAGGGCCACCACGCGAGACUAGUACCCGCACUCUAGUGUAUUGGGACCUCGUUGCAAGUGUCGCUACCUCUGUACAAUAAUAAAAGUGGCCCUUAUUUACUCCAACUAAGAGUGUCCUGUCUUCAUUGGGGGGCCUGGGGGUGCAAUGCCGCUUCUCGCCUCCGUGCCCGAGCGGGUGAGGCGGGAGGCGGGGUUGUGCACCCGGCACCAGGAAGCAGACGCGGAAGCGCCAUCUUGGCCCCCUCCACGUGACCAGGGAUAGCCCAGUCAGGAGAGGGGGCCGGGGGGAAAACAGCAUAGCCCGGCAGCCAUCCCACGAGCAGUCUCUCUGCUGCCGGGCACCCACCCACCCUCCCGGUACUCAGUGAGGGAUAGCCGGUCGCCUACGGGGGCCAAGUAGGAAUUUUUUGGGUCGUGCCAGAUUGGCUGGGGGCACGGCCUUUUUUCGCCUACUUCUCACUGAGGCUUAGGAGCUGUGCCAGGGGUAGCCAUCGUUACCUAUGGGCGCUGGGUGGCAGGUAGGCAUUGAGAAUUGAUCGGUCACUUGGCAGGAGAGUGCGGGUGUUGGGUAGGCAGAUUCAGGGAUCGGUGCUUGGCUGGAGGGCCAGUUGGGUGAGGGGGGGUCAAGGAACAGCCUUUCAGGGCUUUGACGGCCCGUAAGGUUGGGAAUGGCCCCCACUCGGGGGGUGGGCGCGACUCACCGGCUCAGAGCUUUGACGGCUUGGGUUGAGGGUGUGUCGGACCACCCCCCCCUCGGCGGGGUGGAGCCCCGCGGUGAGAGGAGGCCAGGACUUAGAGCCUGGCCAAAUCAGGACCCGGCCCUUCGCCCUGGCGUGGGGUGCUCUUCACUAGGAAGGGCCACCACGCGAGACUAGUACCCGCACUCUAGUGUAUUGGGACCUCGUUGCAAGUGUCGCUACCUCUGUACAAUAAUAAAAGUGGCCCUUAUUUACUCCAACUAAGAGU